This is a messenger RNA of Perca fluviatilis (European perch), 2337 nucleotides long. RefSeq names its product HMG box-containing protein 1-like. Lineage: Eukaryota; Metazoa; Chordata; Actinopteri; Perciformes; Percidae. The coding region runs from base 53 to 1444 and encodes 463 amino acids. Gene Ontology annotation, cellular component: nucleus. Gene Ontology annotation, molecular function: DNA-binding transcription factor activity, RNA polymerase II-specific; RNA polymerase II cis-regulatory region sequence-specific DNA binding; protein binding. The record is from RefSeq and is a predicted model, not a curated record. The transcript has 13 exons. Gene Ontology annotation, biological process: regulation of transcription by RNA polymerase II.
ACCAGCCCCCUUUACCCGUACAAGGCGACUGUUUUGUGCCUGUGUGGACACCAUGGUUUGGGAGGUGGUGACCCCAGCUGUGCCGUCCAGUGAACCCAUACAUCACAACAUGCGGCGUUCUGAGCCUGAGGGUGAACACACAGGAGUGAUGAUGGAUGCUGAUGGAGACCAAUCACUGCUCUGCUGUGAGGAACGCCUCCCCUCCUCACCUGGCUUCCCCACCAGUGACAGUUACAUGGAAUACGACGACCUCCCAGACCUGCAGGAGGUUCAGGAGGAGGCGGAGCCAACAGCACCACCUGUCUACCAGGUGGACAUGGCUGUGUCCCACCAGGAGCGACGUGCGCACGCCCAGCCUCCUGACACACACUGGCUGACUCAGCUGGCUCACAUCGCCACCGGACCUCAGAGCCCACUGCUACAAGAGUCUCCUCACAGCAGCUCCUCUUCGGUCUGCCUCUCCAGCGCCAGCAGCAAUCUACAUUCCUACUCUCGGCCUCCUCCCCCUCACCCCAGCAGCACCCCGUCGGCCCCCAGAGGUCAUGGCAGGGAGCGUCGGCGCACCAGGAAGAGCAGCGAAUGUGGUUCUGCAGUGUCGACCAGAUCCUCUCUGUCCGAUGACGAAGACAUGGGCUGGAGCUUCUCCUGUCCACCCACGGCCUGGCACUGCUUUCUCAAAGGCACUCAUCUGCGCUUCCACCGCGGCUCUAACGUGGAGUGGCAGGACGUCGAGGACCUGGACUCGGCUCAAGAAGACUCCGGUGAUGAGGAACAGCCCAGAUCUCUGAAGAGUUACGGCUCUGAGGGUCUGCAGCUGGUGGAGCAUUCAGAGAUCGUGUUGUCCGGUCAGGCUGUCCUACAGCUGACCUUUGACCCCGGGGCAUUCGAACAUGCGCCCGUGACCGCCCGGUGCCAACUUGAUCACCCCUUCUACGUAAAAAACAAAGGGUGGACGUCAUUUCACCCGAGCUUGACCGUGGUGCGUUAUGGGAUACCGUGCUAUGAAAUGGAGGUGGGAGAUGUGUGCCUUCCUCCAGGACACAGAGAUGCCAAACACACUGACGACUCACUGGUCUUUGACACAUUCAAGAGUUAUGAUUUCACUCCUCUGGACUCCUCUGCGGUGUACGUGUUGAGCAGUAUGGCCAGACGGCGGCGCGCCUCGCAGUCCAGCGGAGGAGCCGUUUCUCCAGAUAGAGACACAUUACAAGACACCCCGAGUCCAGGUCACUCCCACUCUCCUCGUCAAAAGCCAACCAAAAGCCAGCAGGCCAGCACAGCAGGAAGUAAUAAUGCCACGCCCAAUAGGUGCAAGCGGCCAAUGAACGCCUUCAUGCUGUUUGCCAAGAAGUUCAGGGUGGAGUACACACAGAUGUACCCAGGCAAGGACAACAGAGCGAUCAGCCGUCCUCCUUGGGGAGCAGUGGAAGAAAAUGCGAAGUGAGGAGCGGCGGACUUUCACCGUAGAGGCCAAAGCCCUUGCAGACGAACAGAAAAGACUCAACCCAGACUGCUGGAAACGCAAACGAACCAACUCUGGUUGUCAGGGAAAUUAAGGAUGCAGACAAGAAGAGAGAACGACCGACACAGCCUGUAGGAGUACACAACACACACACACACACGCACCGACGCACGCACACACACAUACACACACACACGCACACAGAAAUGACAAAGAACAGAGAGCAUAACCUAAUACACUGCUUUAAUAUUAUCUCUUGUUAACAGCAGACCUUUCUUGAUCUCCCACAGUGAGGAUUUGAUUCAGUUUUUUAAAGAUUCUCACAAAGAGUCAAAAGAGCAACAGUGUCUGUUUGUUUUUAGACAUUUUGAGCUGUCACUUCCCUCUGUAAUGCUUUUAACAGGUGCUAAAUUUAACAUUUUAAAGUGGUUUAAAUCAUUAUCUGUUUAUAGUCAUUAUGACAAGUUAUAAAUCAUUAUAUUUUAAUGCUACAGAGCACCGUAGCGAGAGCAUAUUUUUUCCCAAACAAAAGCAAAAAAAAAAACAAAGCAGGUCAACUAGGUUUUAUUUAUGACUGGAGUUCAUCUCUCCAUAAGUGAUUUUACAGAAAUGUGACAAUUCAAAAAGAGAUUCUGGUCAUUUUCAGUUUCUCAUCAUGAGCUUGAAACAGGUGGAAGUUGUGGUGCUGUAGCAUUUUAGGUAAACUAGAGACUCUAGCUAUUUUACAAAAAUUAUAUAUUAUAUAUAAAGAAAUAUAUAAAGUAUUUUCUUGCCUGUACUACUUGCAUUUGCACUCAGUGUAUUGCACAAGACUAUGUAUUUUAAAGUGAUGGUUCGGAGUAGUUUCACCCUAGGGUCCUUUGCACCAUGACCUC